AUCGUUGUCAAUUCGCUGGUCGAGUUGACCUCUAUCUCCAUCGUUGAUCAAAGUCGUCGUAACACACAAAUCUACACCAUCCUACGUUUGGAACUUGCACCCCUAUGCGGUUUGUCUCCUCCCUCGUUUUUAUCUUAGGCUUUGUGUCACUUGCAUCUGCGGCUCCUUUGGAUACUCGAAGACCGUCCUCCCACAUUGACGUUACCAUCGCGUUCGAAGAGAACCCGCUCGAAGGAAUUCACACACAUCUUACUCAGUCCUACACGAAUGCUGUGAAGGAGGAUGUAAGGACCUUGGUCAAAAGCAUCGCCGGAAGAGACCUAGGUGCACCAGAAGGCUCGGCCCUCUUAUUUCAUUGGAUUGGUACUCCCUCUCCAGACACUGCGAAGCCAGUGAUGUUUGACAUUUCCACGAAGGAGCAUGGUCGGUAUAGGGUGGCAAUGAGCCACAGAACACCAAUGCACGAUGUCAUUGUCACAGAUUCAUUGGGGCACCCAGUCAGGACACAAGGAGAUCCUUACCGAAACCCAUAGUCUUUGGGUCCUUAGGCUGCUUAGAUUAUAAACAGGAGUACUAGCCAACGGCUUGCGUA
Molecule: messenger RNA, 592 nt
Organism: Lentinula edodes (shiitake mushroom)
Lineage: Eukaryota; Fungi; Basidiomycota; Agaricomycetes; Agaricales; Omphalotaceae
Exons: 2
Coding region: 105-533 (142 amino acids)
Source: RefSeq, a predicted model, not a curated record